AUGCGCCGUGUUUUCCACCAGAUUUUCGACGAGAACACGUGGCUGGAGCCGGAGACGAAGGCCGUGCUGCACAAGAGGCUCGACAACGUCAAGGAGCACUACGGCUUCAGCACCCAUGCGCUGGACAAGGCCAAGAUUGACGGCUUCUACGAGGCGCUGAUCCUGCCCGACAAGUGGGGCCUGAUGGAGAUGUGGCAAUUCGAGGAACGCGGCUCGUGGUUCGUUACCCGGCUGAAUUUGAUGGGCACCUUGGGGUACGAGCCGGCCAUGGAGUUCAAUGCGUUCAACUCCAAUGAUGUGAAAAUUACCAUCCCACUCGCCCUCAUCACCCAGCCGUUCUACAACCCGACCUGGCCGCUCGAGUUCAACUACGGUGGCGUCGGCGAAGUGAUCGGCCAUGAAUUUACGCACACUUUUGAUGAUCAAGAUGAUCUACCGGACGGGAAUGUGGGCAACGACACGGACGAGUAUCUGGAGAAGGAGAAGUGCUUUGUCGAUCAAUUCGGAGGUGUCAUCUACGGGAAUGAUCGUCUGAACAUCACCGUCAAGGCCGAUGGCAAUGUUCAGCACAAGGAGACGAUCGCGGACAAUAAUGGGCUCCGUGUGGCUUGGCGGGCGUACCUCGAAAAACGCAAACAUCUCUACGGCCGCAACCCGCCGAAACUUCCCGGACUCCAAGAAUUCACCAACGAGCAACUCUUCUUCUUGGCCCAUAGCCAGAUCGAAUGCGGACGCCAGCCACGCAUCUACCCAAAUCAGGAUCACGACUGGGUUGGCGAGUUCCACCCGGUUGGCGACGUUCGCAUCAAUGAGAAGCUGAAGAACUUCAACAGUUUCGCCACCACUUUCAAGUGCAAGUUGAACUCGAAGAUGAACCCGGAGAGGAAGUGCAGGGUGUGGCGCUACUACCAC
Messenger RNA from Mesorhabditis spiculigera, 912 nucleotides. The record is from the annotation of a GenBank genome assembly. Lineage: Eukaryota; Metazoa; Nematoda; Chromadorea; Rhabditida; Rhabditidae.